Molecule: messenger RNA, 2893 nt
Organism: Xyrauchen texanus (razorback sucker)
Lineage: Eukaryota; Metazoa; Chordata; Actinopteri; Cypriniformes; Catostomidae
Product: macoilin
Exons: 11
Coding region: 121-2007 (628 amino acids)
Biological process (GO): neuronal signal transduction
Cellular component (GO): rough endoplasmic reticulum membrane
Source: RefSeq, a predicted model, not a curated record
UGCGCACAUCCACUAACGCACAAAGCGCUUCUGCUCAGGUUUACUGUAAAUGACACCUCCAGUCUUACUUAUAUUACCCAUUUAAUGGACUAAAUUGCCAGGAGCUCCAGAAGCCAUAAUAUGAGGAAACGCUACAUGGACAUAGGCAGGCUACGGAAAAUGAAAAAGAUCAAACUCACAGAGAAGAUUUCCGAAAGUGCUUACUCCGUUCUAAAGUUCAUGAUUGUCUGGAUGCUGGUGCUAUUAGCUGACUUCAUUCUGGAGUUCAGACUGGAAUACCUGUGGCCUUGUUGGCUCUUUCUAGGGACCGUCUACACCACAUUCCACUGUCAUGGGCUGGCCAUCUGUGUGGUUUUUGUGUGUGCAGCAUUUACCCUGGACAUAUUCUGUUUAGUUUUUGUACCUCUACACUGGCUGUUUUUUGCAGCCAGUACAUAUGUCUUACUCAAUUAUAUGUGGCAUACAGAAAAGGGAAUUUGUAUGUCAACUGUGACAUUAUGGAUACUCUUAGUGUAUAUGGAGGGCUCUCUACAGCUGAGGGACCUGAAAAGCCCUCAUGCAAACCUGUCCCAUCUAUUUGCUGCACACUGCAUUGGUUAUCCACUGGUGUAUAUGGGAUUUGAUGCAACCUGCUACUUCUCGAGUAUUUUUAAGCUGCGCACUCAGAAGACUGUUCAGAGUGAAAAUGAACUCCACAUGGAUUUCUUGCAACAAUCCCUACCUCCUUACAUGCACCUGUACCCAAAAUUGUGGAUGGAAGAUCCCAAAUGGAAGAUGGCCAAAUCUAGGCCAACACAAUACCAGUGUCCAAAUGAUGCCGUCAUAUCAGAGGACAAACAAAGCAUGGAAGACUGCCUUCAAAUCCACAGACUUCCUGGGAGACCUGAAAGAGAUAUACACCUACAAACUCCAGGGCUCAAGCCUCGUGGAGGGGAACUUCCUUUGGACUCUACAUCCAUGCUAGAAAUUACUGAAAGCCUACCUCAGGAGGAUCAGAGCAGCAAAGCUCAAAGACCUUCCAAGAGCUCCCUGCCCAAAGUGCAAAGAGGUUCAGUUAAUACCCCUAACAGCAAAGGGGAGAAGAGGCAGAAAGCCCCCAAAGCCAUCAACUCUACAGGGGAAUCUUCCGAAAGGUGCUCACCAAACAUCUCAACUCCUCCAAACCCACAUGCUGACAAGAUAUUAAAGCUGGAACUAGAAAUGAGGAAACUAAAGGGAGAGCUGCAAGCGAGCAGACAGUGUGAGCAAGAACUGCGCAGUCACAUUUGUAAUGUUACUAACAGUGAACACAGUCUGCGCCCUGAAGUCUCUUUGCUCAGGCAUGCAAAUGAACUUCUGCAGAACAAGAUUCAGUGUCUAACAAAAUCCCGACAGAAAGACAAACAAAACAGUUCUGUGCUCGAGAAGAAAAUCAGGAUGGAAACAGAGGCUCGGGUUGCUGUAGAAAAACAACUUGCAGAAGUCAGAGCCCAAAAAUUUGAUGAAGCAAUUCUUUUACAUCGGAGUGCAUCACACAGGCAAGAACACAGUGAAACUCAAAUGUUGAGGAAAAAAGCUAAAGAUCUAGACUCAGAGUACAAACAACUACAGCUGGAAUAUCAGGAGAAAGAAAAUCGAAUGGUAGCUCUAGAGAAUGAAGUGGAGACCCUCCAGAGGAACAGAUGCACAGAGCAGGAAGCAGACGCCUUGCUCUCAGCUCUCUCCUCCUUGCAGGACAAGGCACAACAUCUAGAGUACAACCUGAGUGCAGAAACCCGCCUCAAACUGGACCUCUUCUCUGCACUCGGUGAUGCACGCAGGCAGCUGGAGAUAGCUCAAGUUAAAAUUGUGAAACAGGACCUGGAGGUAAAAGAUAUGAAACAGAAACUGGCUGAAGUGAUAGCUGUUGCUCCAGGCAUGUCAUACAUGGCCCCAAGGUCAUCUAUGCCUCAGUACCUCAAGUUCUUCAACUCCGAGCGCUACAUGCUGAAUCCCAGAGCACUCAUGUACCAGUGUCUUAAGAAAUAGAACUGGCAAGGACAAAUCGGAUGGCUUUUGAAGGAUUGUUUUUUACUCCUCUUCGACAUUCCAAUCAUGGGGCAACUUAAUUGCUACAAGGUUUGCCUAAAAACUGCAUUCUGACAAUGUCAACAGCCCCUGGUGAGUCUAUGGCCGUGUUCCUGAUGUCAGCAGAGACACUGAGGACGGUCCUAGGCGACCUUGCUUUGAGCCAAUGGUUCAAGAUGAAAAUCAAAGCUGACUGUCAAUGCACGUAGUUGCCCAGCGGAUGACCAUCAAAUACCGAGCACAAUGCCAUAAGCUACGUAAACAGCAAGCUAUCACUUUGAAGAAGUGUGAACUUGAUGGUCAUUUUAUGUGAAACAAGUAAUAAACCUUGAGGACCACAGUUCAUAAUGACAAGAUAUUUUGUUAUGAGUGUAAAAUGAAGAGGCCGUGACGACAAGCCUAUGCUCAGUCAUUCUGCGCCUCUUUAUUAACGUGAAUUCAAUUUAUAUAACAAGCCAAUAUCAAUGUAAGUGAAUAUGUGAAUAUUUAAGUGCUUUGUACUGUUUUGCAUUCUUUUUACAUUACACACGUUAUAAAGGAAGUGACCAACGCCUAAAACGUUUGUAGGUUUUCAUGUUUCUGAAAUUGUUGCCUUUUUAUGUAUCAAUGGGAUGUUUUUUUUUAUAAGAAAUUUAUUUUUCUGGCUUGACUACAUUUUUUUUUCUCUAAACCAAAAUGAAAUAAUGGUUUACUUUUAUAACUCUACUAUAAAAGAGGUGUUGGUCUGCAUGCCAAUUUAUGUAAAAUUAUUGUUUUGAAAGAGGAAAAAAAAAAAAAAGGUUUUGAUGUCUAAUUGUGCAUUUGUGCAAGGGCUGUUUUCUUCCAAUGAUUUUUGGAGCUGUAUUAA